AUGUCGGCACCUUCGGCCAUCUAUCCUAGCCUGAACGGCAAGACCGUGCUCAUCACCGGCGGUGCGGAGGGUAUCGGAGCCGCCACGGUCGAGCGCUUCGCUCUUCAAGGCUGCCAAGUCAUCUUCCUCGACAUCGCCGGGACCUUGGCGCAGAAAACCAUCCAACAUGUCAUGUCAAUUGCCAGCGAGACCGGUGCCAGCCUUAACACCAUCAAAACACCGGUAUUCUACUUUUGUGACGUUUCCAACUUGGGCCAACUUCAAGCUACAGCCAACGAGAUCCUCGAAACGUACGGAACAGUCCAUGUUCUGAUCAACAACGCGGCACUCACGGGCCACAAGGCGAGACUCAGAACUGAAGAGGUCACGUCCGAGGCGUGGGACAUGAACAUCAACACCAGUCUGAGGCACGUCUUCUUCUUGACGCAGGCCGUCCUUCCCGGCAUGAAACAGGCCGGCGGAGGCAGCAUCGUGAACCUGGGCUCCAUCACGUGGCGCAUUCCUGACCCAGCCGUGCCGGUCUACGGCACCUGCAAAGCCGCGGUGAUGGGCCUCACCCGCGCUCAGAGCAAAGAGGUCGGCCCGCUCAACAUCCGCAUCAACAGCGUCAUGCCGGGCGCCAUUGCCACCCAGAGGCAGAGGGACGAGGUCUUGACACCGGAGUAUCGCGCCGAGGUGAUGCGGUCCCAGAGUCUGCAACGUGAUCUGAUGCCGGAAGACGUGGCAAAGUUGAUUGUUUUUCUGGCCAGCGACGAAGCAAGCGGUAUAACGGGCAGUAGUUAUGUUGUUGAUGGAGGUUGGUGUAGUGACCCUUGA
Messenger RNA from Colletotrichum graminicola M1.001, 816 nucleotides. RefSeq names its product short chain dehydrogenase. NCBI's taxonomy places the organism in Eukaryota, Fungi, Ascomycota, Sordariomycetes, Glomerellales, Glomerellaceae. The record is from RefSeq and is a predicted model, not a curated record. Bases 1 to 816 code for a protein of 271 amino acids. Gene Ontology annotation, molecular function: oxidoreductase activity. The transcript has a single exon.